This is a messenger RNA of Eremomyces bilateralis CBS 781.70, 768 nucleotides long. RefSeq lists its product as uncharacterized. The transcript has a single exon. The record is from RefSeq and is a predicted model, not a curated record. Bases 83 to 496 code for a protein of 137 amino acids. NCBI's taxonomy places the organism in Eukaryota, Fungi, Ascomycota, Dothideomycetes, Eremomycetales, Eremomycetaceae.
CGGUACAGCUACAAGAUGCUCAAACGAUGUCGUUCAUCAAAGAGCAACUCUCCUCACUCUCCCCACUUAGUCCUAUCGCAAAAUGGAUCCGCUCAGCGUCACCGCCGGCGUUAUCGCCAUUUUGCAGCUCACAGGCAAAGUCAUCCAGUACCUGAACGAUGUCAGGGACGCGCCGAAAGAAUGCCAACAAUGCACGAUCGAGGCAUCGAACCUUCAAUCUCUCCUAAUGAGUCUUCGUUAUCUCCUUGAACAGGGUCAUACCAAUGAUCCCUGGUUCACAGCAGUUCGGGCUCUCACCGUUGCGAAUGGACCUCUCGACCAGUACAAGCAGACCUUAGAGCAGCUAUGUUCGAGAGUGGAAAUCCAAAAUACGACAAAAAUGGUUAAGAGGCAGGUCCUGUGGAAGUUUAUCAAGGCAGAAGUUGCGAGUAUUCUAUCACGACUGGAGCGGUUGAAGAGUCUUGUGAGUAUUUCGCUUGAGAUGGACCAUUUGUAAGUCGUCGAGGCAACGGGUCGAAGCAUGCUUGCUUAUGGUAUCAAAGCAAACUAUCCGAAGCGAUUAAGGAGGACACUAAAGUUAUGCGAAAUGCUAUCCCCUUCCUUCAAGCAGAUAUCGUCACCAUCCGGGACACUCAAAGCCUGCAAUGGGACGCCCAGAAGCUCCAGCAGCGCCAGACGAUGCUGGAUUGGCUAUCGCCGACAGACUUCCCGGCCCAGCAACACGAUAUUAUCUCCCGAAGACAAGAAGAUACGGGGCAAUGGUUUAUA